This is a messenger RNA of Mesocestoides corti, 1056 nucleotides long. NCBI's taxonomy places the organism in Eukaryota, Metazoa, Platyhelminthes, Cestoda, Cyclophyllidea, Mesocestoididae. The record is from the annotation of a GenBank genome assembly.
AUGUGGUUUUUCCUUUUACGAGUGGAUGUUGCUGACUGCUUUAAUAACAUUGACCAUACCCUUCUGCUGGAGGCGAUGGACUUUUCGACCAUGCCCUUCUGUCCAGAGUUGCUCAUCUCCGAACUCUCCAGCUUUCUAAGCUGUUAUAUCAUAAAGUUGGGAGGGCAAUAUUUUAUGCAAACGAAGGGGAUACCACAGGGUGCGUGUGUGUCAGUCGACUUGGCGAACCUGUAUCUCGCACGUUCGGAUCAAAGCGGCCCGGCUAAAGCAUAUUUCUGGCGCUCCAAAAGGAAAGCUGCGACCCAUGCUGGGAGGCUAGAUGCUACCAUUCUGCGUUUUCAUGACGACUAUUUGUGUAUUGCAACCUCGAAGGAGCGUCUUCUAUUAGUGCGCAACGCCUUAUUUGACGGCCUCCACAAGUUUGGCCUUCGAUCUAAUGCCUCCAAGGAGACCAGCAACAUAGAAGAAAGUGAUGAUCCCAUUGCUGUCGACUGGCUUGGUUUGGAGAUAACGCCGAAUUUGGAUUUUCUUCUUCCAACCGUGAUUUGUGGCCCCCGCACCUUCGACCGCUUCUCAGGAUAUCCCCUGUCUUGGCGGGAUUGUUUGUGGCGCCUAUCCAGGUACCUUCGAUCAUACGACUACUUCCCCCUUGUUAUAAAUCAGUUGGGAGCAGCAGUGAAUUGCUCGGUGGCGGAGGUGAAUGCCAGGCGUCUAGGACAGCACACGGCCCGACUUGUGAUCUUCUAUGUUUGGCCAUGUCCAGAGCGCCACGCAUGCUUGGCUUCAGUUAGACGGGUUCGCCGACUUGCAGUGCGUAGCUAUCCGAUUCGUCUUUCAGAGAUCCUUCUUUACCGUUUGGCGGCAUUAUUUGAUCGUCAUUCACUUGUUUUAUUGUCUCGGGACUCCCUUGUUCAAUGUCUGCAUCAGAGACGCUCGGAAUUUCGUUUACUCCUUCGAUUUCUAUGUGACCCCAGUCUAAUUCUUCGAUCAGGUAAACUCCCUCCCUCAAAAACGAAUUUGCUCCAGAAAUUCAUGGAUGCCCCCGGAAAUAAUUGA